AUGUCUUUAAACACUUUUAAGGAAAUGAUUAGCCUCAAUUCCAAGAGGAAAAGGAGAAAACCUGACAUCUCACCUUUCGUUGGAUUAACGCAUGCCCAUGAGCUGAACAGGAAUUGCUGCCAAAAUGGAGGAACCUGUUUCCUGGGGACUUUCUGCAUAUGUCCGAAGUAUUUUACUGGUAGACAUUGUGAACAUGAUAAACGUAUCAGAUUCUGUGGCACAGUGAGGCAUGGGGAGCGGACCAAGGACGACUGCCUGCUCUGCCAGUGUGUCCAUGGGGUCCUUCAUUGUUUUCCUCAUGGUCUGAGAGAUGGCUGUGAGCCCCAGGUAGCUCCGGACCUGACCGAUUAUCUGCGGGUGGUGGGAGGACGGCAGGGCACUUCCAUCUCCACCUUCCCCACGGACUGCGCGAACCGGACGGCUACGCACAGCACUAGAGGGAUGGCACGUUUCCUGGAAACUUAA
Tauraco erythrolophus (red-crested turaco) is the source of this 465-nucleotide messenger RNA. Lineage: Eukaryota; Metazoa; Chordata; Aves; Musophagiformes; Musophagidae. The record is from RefSeq and is a predicted model, not a curated record.